Molecule: messenger RNA, 2188 nt
Organism: Triticum aestivum (bread wheat)
Lineage: Eukaryota; Viridiplantae; Streptophyta; Magnoliopsida; Poales; Poaceae
Product: WAT1-related protein At5g47470
Exons: 8
Coding region: 1084-2124 (346 amino acids)
Cellular component (GO): membrane
Molecular function (GO): transmembrane transporter activity
Source: RefSeq, a predicted model, not a curated record
CCGGUCCGAGCCCAGAAAAGGAGACCGAAUUUUUUUCGGUCCGGUCCGGUCUUUAUCCGGGCCGACCGAGCGGACCGCAGGCGGCAAGGCCCAUCAAGUGUACAGAACUACAGAUCUAGCCAUCGAGAGGCCCACCCCGAGCCGAGCGACCCCCUCCCCUCGUUCCAUUCCGCCCUGGCUCGAUUCCUUCUGCGUUCUGCCCCCUCCAGCGCCUCCUCCUCUGUUCCUCUAUCCCUAACCCUAACCCAGGCGACGGCGCCGUUGCCCGCGGCUCUCCCUUCACCGACGGCGCCAUCUGGUCCGAGUCCGAGCUGGAGGAGCACGUGUACGUCGGGGAGGCAGCAAGGCCAGCACGCCGUCGGUCCGUCCUUCCCUGGUUCCUCACGGAGCGCCACAAAGAGGAAAAGAUAAUGGUGAAGGAGAAGGGGAAUGAGAAGGGAAAGGGUGCUGUUUUUUGUAGAUAUUAUGUGCUGUUUUUUGGACAGCCUAAACUGUGGCAAAAAAGAUCAACAUGGCACUCCCAGGAUAACCCACGGUCUAAAUAGUGGCCAAAAAGCUGAAUAGAGCAGCUACAGGGCAGCUACAGUCUAAACAAUGACACUACAGGGCAGCUACAGUCUACAAACCACACAGCAGCCUAAACAGUGGUCAGCAGAGCACUCCCAGCCAUCGGUCCCAUACGGUCCAUUCGGGCUGACCGAGCUUUUGCUGCUUCGGUCCGGUCCUAUAAAACAGGCUCGCUGGCCACCUCGGUCCGGUCCGGACCGGACCGGCCGCGGCCGGUCCAAAGGCUGGCUCGGUCAAAGCCCGGACCGGACCGGACCGCGUCCACCCUGAGCCUCGGGCCAGAUAGGGAGGGAGGCUCUCGCCUCAAAAUAGCAAACUGGGAACUGACGGCGAGAGACAGUGCGAGAUGUGCGCAGCAGGGAGUGGGCACCCGCUUGCAUGCUCCACGAACGCCGAGACAAGGGGAAGGAGGAGAAAAACAACCGCCGGCCGGCAACCAGGCUUGGACGACCGACCGAGCGAGUAGUUAGCUAGCCUAGGUAUAGCACUGGCACCCCGGCCGGCAGGCAGCCAUACAUGGCCGCCACCGUGGCCGCGCGGUGGUGGGAGGACGCGGCGAUCUCGGUGGGGAUGGUUGCCGUGCAGCUUGCCGGCGCGGCGUACAUGGUGGUGCUGACGCCGAUCCUGGCGCUGGGCCUGGACCCGCUCUUCCUGGUGACUUUCGGCAGCCUCUCCACGGGGAUCCUCACCCUCCCUUUCGCCCUCAACCUCGACAGGAACAAAUGGCCAUCGGAGCUGAGCAAUAGGUUGAUCCUUGAGUUGGUGGUGCUGUCUCUGGGAGGGGUGACUGUGUUCCAAGCCCUCAUGCUGGAUGGCAUGAAGAAGACAUCCCCCGCCAUCGCCUCCGCGAUGCUGAACCUGGCCCCGGGAUUCAUCUUCGUUGUCGCGGGCUGCCUCCGGUUUGAGAGGGUUGAUCUCAAGUGCCGGUACACAAGAGCCAAGAUAGUGGGGACUCUUCUGUGCCUGGGGGGAGCCAUCACCAUGAGCAUCCUGCAGAGCCCUGCCACUCCACCGGGCCGAAGAUCGCCAGACCUAGCAGCCUGGGUCGUCGGUUGCCUGUGCCUCCUGGGUGCGGUGCUCGUGCUCUCGGGCACGAUAAUCCUGCAGGCAGCAACCCUGAUCCGUUUCCCGGCACCUUUUACCCUCUGCGCCAUGACCUCACUCAUCGGCGCCUUGCUGACAGGGAUGUUCCAGGUGUUUACCACAGGGAGGCUCGGCCCUGGGACGCCCCAGAUCAGCACCGGAAUAAUCCUCUCCCUUGUGUUUGUGGGUAGUCUGGUGAGCUCCGUGUCCAUCAUGUACCAGACGUGGGUGCUAGAGAAGAAGGGGCCUGUGCUCGUCUCACUGUUUAGCCCCACGCAGACCGUGGGUUCCGCAAUCUUCUCCGCCCUCUUCUUGGGGCGGGUGGUGCAACCAGCAAGCAUACUAGGGAUGGUAUUUCUUUUCUCCGGCCUUUAUGCAGUUCUGUGGGCAAAGAAGAAAGAAGGCCAUGUUCUUCCUCCUGCAGACAGGGUCGUGGCAGACGAUAUAGAGAAACCACUCUUGCUUCCACGCUAGCUUUUGUUUUAAUAUCUAGAGACAGGGUUCAUACAGCAAAAAUCAAAGAUCGUAUAGUUCUCCU